Molecule: messenger RNA, 5268 nt
Organism: Miniopterus natalensis
Lineage: Eukaryota; Metazoa; Chordata; Mammalia; Chiroptera; Miniopteridae
Gene: C8H2orf69
Product: chromosome 8 C2orf69 homolog
Cellular component (GO): mitochondrion
Source: RefSeq, a predicted model, not a curated record
CGUUGGGCUGCUCGUCGAAGUCCCGCCCUCAGGGCCUCACACUGCUCCUCCCCCACCCUCCCGCCAUCCGUUCCGGCGGCGGCGACUCAUGUGGGGGUUCGGGCUCCUGCGGUCGCCGCCGCUGCUGCUCCUGCUGCCGCAGCUCGGACUCGGAAUCGCCGCCUCACGCUCUCCGGCCGGAACCAUGAACUUGGGCGGCGGCGGCUCUGCGCAGUGCUCCCCCACGGCCGAGGGGCGCCGACUCCAGUGCCUGCGUCUGUCCGCGGUGCCGGGAGUCGACCCGCAGCGCAGCAACGAGGUGCUCCUGCUGGCGUCGGCGGGGGAACCGGAGCGGCGGGAUCUCUCUGGGGACCUGGCGAAGGAGGAGCUGCCGCCGCCGCCCCAGCAUCACGUUGUCUAUUUCCCCGGGGACGUGCAGAAUUAUCAUGAAAUUAUGACUCAUCAUCCUGAAAAUUAUCAGUGGGAAAACUGGAGUCUAGAAAAUGUUGCCACCACUUUAGCCCACCGGUUCCCCAAUAGUUAUAUUUGGGUGAUAAAGUGUUCCCGAAUGCAUUUGCACAAAUUCAGCUGCUAUGACAAUUUUGUGAAAAGUAAUAUGUUUGGUGCUCCAGAACACAGUACUGACUUUGGAGCUUUUAAGCACCUUUAUACAUUAUUAGUUAAUGCUUUUAACUUAAGUCAGAACAGUUUGCUAUCAAAGAAGAGUGUGAAAGAGUUGAAUAAGGACUCCAAAGCAUCUAAUCGUAGAUCCAGUUCUUCUCAUACUAAUGGUUGCCAGGGAGAAAAAGAGAGCCCCUGUGAAAACUUUGAUGCGUCUGCGAUGAGUUUUUAUCCACCAUCACUAAAUGGUGCUGCUUUUACUUUAAUUGGAUUCAGUAAAGGCUGUGUCGUUUUGAAUCAGUUGCUUUUUGAAUUGAAAGAAGCUAAGAAAGACAAGAACAUAGAUGCUUUUAUCAACAGCAUAAGAACAAUGUACUGGCUGGAUGGUGGACAUUCUGGAGGAAGCAAUACUUGGAUUACUAAUCCAGAAGUCUUGAAAGAAUUUGCACAAACAGGGAUUAUUGUUCACACCCACGUAACACCUUACCAAGUACGUGAUCCAAUGAGAUCUUGGAUUGGAAAGGAACACAAGAAAUUUGUUCAGAUACUUGGAGAUUUAGGUAUGCAGGUGACUAACCAAAUACAUUUUGUAAAGGAAGUUCCUUCCAUAGAGAAUCACUUCAGGGUUCAUGAAGUAUUUUGAGAAUAUUAAUGUACUUGUUCCAUGGAAGAGAAAAAGCACUUUUUUAUAAAUUCAGAUGAGAUGCACUUCAUAGAUAAUGCAUCCAUGUUUGGGUGGGAGGGAACACACAUUCCUAAAAUAUGAGUAUAAUGUGCAAUAGUAUUUCUUGCCUCUGAAUGUGAAGUUUUUAAUUUGGACUGGGUUAGAAUUAGUUUUAAAUCUAGAAGGUGGUUUGUGAUAAUCCUGAGGAGAUAUAUAAGACCCUUAAUCAAAGUUACAAUAUAGUCCUUACAAAAGGAAUUAAAAUUGUUAUUGUUAGAAAUAGUUUAUUUUCUGAGUAAUGUUUAAAACUAAUUUUGGUGGCAUUUUAACAGUUAUUAGUGAUUCUGGCACUGAAAACUUUUGAGUGGAAACACUCCAUUUCUCUUCAAACAAAGCAAAAGCACACAGAUAUUUUCCAUCAUUUUGGAAUAACUGUACCCUGCCUUUAUGUUUUGUAAACUUAUGGAAUCAUUCUUUAGUGUGCCACCAAGUGUUUUUUCUCAAGAGUCAAAAUAUAUUUGUUUCCAAAUAUCCAAGAAUGUGCAGUAGUGUAAAGUUGGUUUUUAAAAACAUUACACUUAAGCACUGUGGCUAAAUUUUUAAUUGACAACUUUUGGCUAAGACAUUUUGGAGUUUCUUAAAUCUUGGCUGAAAACCAGUUCUUUGGGGGAAAUUAUUUUAAAGUGAACAUAAUUAUGUAUAUUGGGUAAAAAUAUAUUACAGAUUGAAAAUUUUUUCAUAUCAAUCUUUUGAGAGAGAUCAACUUAGGUAAAAUAAAUAUAUAACACUCUAUUUGUUAGUGCUCUGUUGACAGGGGGACAGAUUCUAUAGAUCUAAGUCAGUGUUUCUCCAGAAGCAUGAUUUUGUCUGCCAAAAGAAAGCAGCUCUCUUUGGCCAGAAUGCAAAAAUUAUAUUGCUGUAAGAAAAGUUACAAGGAAAAGUUUGAAGACACAUGACUUAAUUUUGGCUCAAAAACUGAAUUUACUUAACACUACUACAUAAUUUGGGUGAGGUUUCCUUCUGCCUCUUUCUCUUGACCUAGAUAAAUACAUUUUGAGAAACCAAGAUCUAAUUAAUGUCAACCAACACUGAAACAUAGCUGUGUGAUUAAAAUAAAAGGUGAGUGGUCACUUUAUAAUUAGCUUUUGUGGGGUAUGAAAUAAAGCAGGGAAGUAACAUGCUGCUUUCAGACUAAAAAAAAAAAAAGACUGAAGCUUAAUAUCUUAAUAACCCAGAGGACCUAAAUUUAUAAAACAGUAUGGAGUGAAAAUGUUAAUUCGUGUUUUCUCCCUAGAAUUAUAUUUUAAUACUAUAAACACAUUCCAAAUAUUCAGGGACUUAUGAGAAAGGAUUCUUACCACACGCAUAAAAAUAACAUCCUUUAAUUCUAUAAAUUACAGAAUAGUAUGUUAUUUUUAAGGACAAAGUAGUUUUAUAUUGCUUCAGUUUCUUUAAAUACCUGUUGUUUGAGACCCAAGUUUGUAACAAGGAAACAAGUCAGCCUGAUUCCAGCAUUUUAUUACCAUAAUUGAUUGACUUAAUGUUUCAUAAUCCUUGGUUAACUUCAUGUGUAUCUGAUGUAAAAUAGCUAAGUUACUGAAUGUUCUAAUGAGGGCGGAAGGAAAGGCAUUUAUUUUUAUACGAUUAACUACAAUGGAAAGGGGACUUUCAGAAUUCAUUACCAAAAAAAACAAGGUAUUUAAAAAUCUGGGUUCUUUAGCUAUUCAGUCAUGUGAAUGCUUAUUGUUAUAUGUUCAAUGAAUAUUAAAAAUAAGUCACUGGACACCUGGAACUACCAUACCAUCAAAAUGACAGUUGAAAAGUAGAGUGUUUCUUGAAUUAAGAUAUUCAAGUUGAUCCAUAUUCAAAUACUUGACUACUUCAAAUUUGUUCUUUCUCCACAUUUGUUUAAAACUAUUGUAAAUGUUAGUAUGUUCUUUUGGAUUGUGCCUUUAUGUUUGUGUCAUGAGUCAACUGAGAAAAGUCAUACAAGUAAUGUGAAAGUUACUGCCACAGCAUGAAUGUACAAUUGUAUUAAAUUUAAUCCACAGAAGUCUGUUUUGAUGUGUUUUAUGUUACCAGAGUUGUUAAAACUUCAUAUCAUUAUUUGGAAGGAAGCUGAUUCUCUCCACUUUGCCAGUUUGGAUUUGUGUUUUCAUUAAUCCCCAUGUUCUUUUCAAAUGACUGACUUUGAACCUUUCCUAUAAAAGUAUCUCUUCUCUGCUUUAUAUUGCUCCACAAAAAUUUGCAUAAUUUCCAUCUUUUUUGUUGGGAUUGCUCAGAGAACAAAAUAUCUCAAAAAUAAGUUCUUCCUUUUCUGCGCUAAUUAUCUCAGCUAUCCGUAUUCCUUUAGUUCUCCUUAAGAGACUUGGUUAGAAUAUAGUGUGAUUCCCCCCCCCCAUUCCAUUCAUAUAAUAUCUAAGCACCCACCAAGGUCAAGGAAAGUCUAAGCACUAAGGAUACAUAGUACAGACAAAACAGUCCCAGCAUGAGUACAGGAAUGUGUAAGGUCUAAGAGAUAAAAUAAUGAAACAAAAGGUAGUAUUCUUAUAAUCACUGUUGUGUUACAUACAUUUUAAGGGCCUUUGAAAGAAAAAUGUUUUACAGGGUAAGAUAUACAUGUAGAUAGACCUCAUCUGUAAAUUCAGAUUGCUUUUCACAAAGGCAGAGGCCUAGUAGCUUUGGCAGACACAGGCAUAAUAAUUUAGAUGGUCAUUUUAAUAUCUCAUUUAAUGGAAUUUUUAAAAAUAGAAUACAAUUUAGGUGUAUUUAAGACAUCCAAACACUUCAUGGUCUGUGUGCUUGAAGUAAGACUUCAAAGUAACACCAGAUAUGUGGGUGACUGCCAAUGUAUGUUAGUUCCUCCUGGCUACAUCUGUUUUUCAGCACUGAGGAGUCACCUCAGUAUAGUUGCAACUCCAUCCACACCUGCAUUCUGGCUUCCUUCAUUUUUUUUUUUUUUUUUUUUGGUCAGCUUCUGAAACAGCUUAGAUACCUGCUAUCAACUUUAGGUGAGAGAAAAGCCUUGUUACUAAAGUUUAUAAAUGUUCACCUAGCUGCUAUUUAAAAGAACAAAAAGAUACAAAAUAAGCCUGGUGGAUUUUGUUUCCCAUGUUCUAAUUAUUGAAUAGAAUUCCAUUGUGAUUAUGUACCAAGACAAAUACUGUUCAUGAAAAGUGAAUUAUAAUCUCAGGUAAUUUUUAAAUAUUUCUAAUAGCUAAGGGGCAAAAAAAUUUAAAUAAUAGACAACUGCAGAUUCCAGUCUGCCCACCUACUUGUCUAACCUCAGAGGUAGUCACUAUCACUGGUUCCUUGUGUAUCCUUGCAGUGAUAAUUCUGUGUACAAAUAUACAGGGGUAGGUUUACUGUUGUAUAUAAAAGUUUAUUCUUACAUGUAUUAUAACUGUAAAACUACUUUUGCCCACCCCCAUAUGUUUACUUAUAUCUUUGUUUUACAUAAAUGGCUGCAUUACCAUACCAAUAAUUUCAAACCUGUUUAAUUACCUUGGAAAAACUCCUUGCCAGUAUGUAUGUAUGCGUGUGUAUCUGCCUCCUCCUCUGCAUAGUAUUCCAUUUUUACAUUACACUCUGUUGUCUACCUGUUCAUCAUCAUUAGUCUUACUUUGUAUCCCUUGUCUAUGCAGCAAGCAGCACAAUGAGAAGUUUUGCUGGCACAGGAGAACUAUUCCUUUGUGGGUCAGGUCAGGCCCUGAAAAUAUAGCCAAAGAAUAACUAUAUAAUGUACUCAGAAGUAUUGGAGAUGAGCUGCACUUAAAGGAGGAAGAAUGGAGAAUUACUAAUCUGGUCACAACUGUAAUUCCAGUUUCUAUAUCCUAGCUGUGAGCCUGGACAACUUAAGCAAUCUGGACUGAUUAGAUGAUUUCUGAAAUCUCUUUCAGCAAUAAAAUUCUAGGGUUUUUUGUUGUUUUUCCCUUCCCAAAGGAAAAAGAAUCUUUUAAGGAGUGCUUAUCCUAAGUAACCAAAUAAUAAAAAUCUAACAAUUA